Coregonus clupeaformis (lake whitefish) is the source of this 1271-nucleotide messenger RNA. Its product is annotated as macrophage-expressed gene 1 protein-like. Lineage: Eukaryota; Metazoa; Chordata; Actinopteri; Salmoniformes; Salmonidae. Gene Ontology annotation, biological process: defense response to bacterium. The record is from RefSeq and is a predicted model, not a curated record.
AUGGCUCUGAGAGCAUACACGCUAGUUCUCUCUCUGCUCCACCAGUGUGUCUCUCACCCACUCAGCCCUCCUGACAAUGGACUUCGCAAGUGCCGCACCAACCUGUCCGCUCUAGCCCUAGAGGUGCUCCCAGGUGGGGGAUGGGACAACCUGAGGAACAUGGAUAUGGGACGAGUCAUGAACUUUAGCUACUCCCAGUGCCAGACCACGGAGGACGGAGUCUACCUCAUCCCAGACGAGGUGUUUGUCAUCCCCCAGAAGCUCACCGGUGUCGAGACUCAUUCAGAAAUCAUCAGUACUCAGCUGGAGCAUCACAGUUCCACGUCUCAAUCCAUCAAUGUGGACGUGUCCUUCCUCCCAGUGCUCAAUGCUAAGUUCUCCACUGAGAACCAGCGGGUGAAGAGCCACCAGGUCCAAGACAGGUCUGUCACUACUCGUGUGCAGGUGCGCAACUUCCUGUACACUGUAAAGGCUCACCCUGACUUCACUCUGGAUGGCCGCUUUGUCCGCCAGGCUGAGGAGAUCGCAGACGCAAUAGAAAACAACCAGACUCGACAGGCAGCGUAUUUAUCUGAGAAGAUGGUGCUUGACUAUGGCACCCAUGUGAUAACCAGCAUCGAUGCAGGUGCCUCCUUAGUGCAAGAGGACUAUCUCAGUGACAAGUACGUGUCCACGACAGACAAGUUCUCUGUCAAGGCAUUGGCAGGUCUAAACUUCUUUUAUAAACUCAAGUUUGACAUUGGCAGCGAGCAUGCACAAGAGACCUCAGACUCACUCAGUUAUCAGGGCAACUUCACCUACUCCAUUAUACAGAGCCAUGGUGGGGCACCCUUUUACCCGGGCAUCACUCUGCAGAAAUGGCAGGAGAGCACCAAGAACAACCUGGUAGGCAUUGACCGGGCAGGCCUGCCACUGCACUACUUCCUCAACCGGUUAACCUUGCCUGAUCUUCCUGAACCAACAGUUGGCAAACUGUCACUGUUUGUGAGUGAAGCCAUACAUCGCUACUAUACCAUCAACACCCGGCCCGGCUGUGUCAACCCAGACUCACCGAACUUCAACUUCCAAGCCAAUGUGGAAGACAACUCCUGCGAGGGUCCGGCCACCAACCUCACCUUUGGUGGCGUGUUUCAGCAGUGCAACAUCUCACUGAGUCAGUUAAUCAGCAUUAUAUUUAAUUCCCAUUCCAUCACAUCAUUGAAUACUUUAUUCAUGACAAACAAGGCAUGACUCUCAAUGGCACCCUAUACCCUAUAAUGGGCUCCAAAAGA